Messenger RNA from Daldinia childiae, 645 nucleotides. RefSeq lists its product as uncharacterized. The transcript is spliced from 2 exons. The record is from RefSeq and is a predicted model, not a curated record. NCBI's taxonomy places the organism in Eukaryota, Fungi, Ascomycota, Sordariomycetes, Xylariales, Hypoxylaceae. Bases 1 to 645 code for a protein of 214 amino acids.
AUGAACGAAGCGCUUUGCUCUAUCCUUUCAAUGGAAGAUAGAUGGUCAUUUGAUCUUGAGGGCAGGUUUAUCAAAUUUAAUAAAGAUGGCACUGGUGAGAAGUUGUGGUGCCGCUGCAAUUUUAAUGUUUGGAUCGCUGCAGAGUUCGAGUGGAGGAGCGUCGAGCCGCCCCGCGACCCAAGCCGAAGCACAGAGGUGCCAAGCCAAGUCGCGAGUGGCGCCCCGGGCAAAGGUCCUCAACCCCUUGGCCAGUUGAAUCUCGAAAUAACUCUUACCAAACGGUUGCCAGAAACGGUGAAGCACUCUAUUUUGUCAAAGAGCACCAUGGUAAACGAGAAAAGUCUUACAGAUGAGGCUUUUUACCCCAAGUUAUAUACGGUUAGAAUCGAGAAGGGCAACUUCGUAGAACCCUGCUAUAUCGGGUACCCUAGCUCGGACAAACCAAGAUUCGCCCUUCGCCUGCUGUUUGAUAAAUCUCCAUAUCCGCCGAGGUCUGGAUGGAAGAGGCCGGAGGAAGGGCCGGACGGAGGUCAGUUUUGGGAUCACGUAGAAUUUGUUGGUCGAAUUUCACCAGAGCUGGUAAAGAAAGGGGCUGUUAUGAACAAUAUAUCUACGGGGUGGUGGGGCGGAUGUGUGGUUUCUUAA